Molecule: messenger RNA, 426 nt
Organism: Paramecium sonneborni
Lineage: Eukaryota; Ciliophora; Oligohymenophorea; Peniculida; Parameciidae
Source: the annotation of a GenBank genome assembly
AUGGUAGAAUAUCUUUUCUAAGGAUUUGAUAAUUAAAUAAUAUAAUUUAAUGAUUAUGAUACUAUAACAACCUUUCAAAAUAUCGUCUAAAAUAAUCAAUUUAUAAUUCAUUAGUUUACUGAUACAAUUUUAAUUAAUAAAAUGCUUAGGAAUUAUGAAUACUGGUUUAAUAAGACAAGUAAUUCUUUAUUAUAUUUUAAUUCUCAUAAUUAAUUAUAACUAUAUUGUUAUAGCAUUUAAUUUAUAUCAUUAGAAGUUAACUUAACUAAUUAAGAAAAGGCAGGAAAUAAUUAUACCUUUUCAAUUAUGUGUAUUAUUAUAGGUAUAAAUGGUAUUAGAUAAAAUUACACAAAAGCUAAUUUCUUCAUGUAAUUCUUAACCAAGAAUGAUAAAAAUAUAUAUAUGUAAUGUUUGAUUAAUACUUGA